AUGUCGCACAAUAUCCUUAUUACUGGGGCUUCAGGAUACCUGGGAGGGACCCUCCUCGCGCGCUGGAGCGGCGCCAAGCUUCCAGCAUAUCAAAAUCUCUACACCCUUGUUCGAACAAAGGAGCAAGCCGAGUCCGUGAAACAGUACGGUGCCGAGGCUCUGACAUUCGACGUUAAAGAUGAAACCAGCACGAUGGCUGCAAUCAUCGACCACAAAAUUACUAUCGUCUAUUUCCUAGUUGAUGCUCUGGCGGGAGAUUCACAGGUCUACAUGAUCAAGGCUCUCGCUGAAGUCAAGAAACAGACUGGGCAGGAGGUCCAUUUUUUGCAUACAUCGGGUGCAAAGCUGUUCAGCAGUCACACUGGGCAUCCAACAGAUCGCCCUCUUCACGACAAUGAUCUUGAGCUCUAUGAGAUCCAGAAGAGCUCCAAACCUGUUUAUCCAAUUGCAGGGAAGGGACUUGCCGCAAACAACACUGUCAUCGAGCUAGCCGAGGCACAUGGAGUUCGGAGCUACAUUUUCAUCCCGUGCAUUGUAUAUGGACAAGGUGAGGGGUUCGGAAAUCCAAUUUCUAUUCAAACCGUAGCAAUCGUGAGAGCGGCCAAAAAGACGGGGCGCGUGUACAGUCCCCACGUCAACAACCCGAAAUGGCCCGUCUGUCAUGUCAUUGACAACAGCACUCUGUAUCUGGAGAUACUGCGAAAUAUUCUGUCUGGAGAAGAUAUCGGCCAUGGCCGUAGUGGAUAUUACCUCGCUGCUAGCGGCAGGAUGGCAUGGAAUGAUAUCUACGAUGCCAUGGCGAAAGGACUGGCCAAGCGUCAAAUCAUUGACACUGAGUCGGUGGAAGUGGCAGAUGAUGCAGCCUUGCAGCAGAUGGGCGAGGCAUUGGGAUGCCCUAAGGAAAUGGUACCCCUGUUCUUAGGUGGAGAAUGUACGCUCGAGGCACGGCAGGGUCAGAAGAUCGGCUGGAAACCUCAAUAUUCACCGGAACAUAUACUUGAGGUGGCGGACGCAGAAGUCGACCUGAUUAUUAGACACAUGUAG
Molecule: messenger RNA, 1044 nt
Organism: Penicillium lagena
Lineage: Eukaryota; Fungi; Ascomycota; Eurotiomycetes; Eurotiales; Aspergillaceae
Exons: 4
Coding region: 1-1044 (347 amino acids)
Source: RefSeq, a predicted model, not a curated record